Molecule: messenger RNA, 573 nt
Organism: Arthroderma uncinatum
Lineage: Eukaryota; Fungi; Ascomycota; Eurotiomycetes; Onygenales; Arthrodermataceae
Exons: 2
Coding region: 1-573 (190 amino acids)
Biological process (GO): RNA polymerase II preinitiation complex assembly; transcription by RNA polymerase II
Cellular component (GO): transcription factor TFIID complex
Molecular function (GO): protein heterodimerization activity
Source: RefSeq, a predicted model, not a curated record
AUGUCAGAACCGAGAGUCCGCCUGACCCGGCACCAGGGCCAACUGAGCUUCGGCAACGAAAUUCGACAACUACUAUACGCUUACGGCGACACGUCUCCUCACGCCAGCUUCCCGCAGGAGCCCAACGCUGAAACUGUCCGCGUCCUCGACGAAGUUGUAACUGAUUUUAUUAUCGAAACCUGCCAUGAAGCAGCACAGAUUGCCAACUACGCCAACCGGCAGAAAGUCAAAGCUGAUGACUUUCGUUUCAUUCUACGCCGAGAUCCUGUUAAGCUCGGCAGAGUUCAGGAGCUGUUCCGGCUAGAACGUGAGCUUAAAGAAGCGAGAAAGGCUUUCGAUCAAAAUGACGAUCGCUUAGGUGGAGGCUUAAAAGAAGCCUCCAAGGCAGAGCUGGCUGAUCUGGCCGAUGCGGCUGGCGUACAAGAUGAUAGCGUAUCCAAAGAUGGUACCUCAGGACACAGAGGCAAGGGCAAGAAGACAAAGAACUCGGGAAAGCGUUUUUCUACCGACCAGUCCGUCGCUGGCGCUGGUAAAAAGCGGAAAUUGGGCUCCGUCGACGACAAUAUCACAUAA